CCAACCCCUACGCCCCAUCAAUAAAUAAUAAGCUGCGCGCCCCCGCAUGCAUACGUACACCUCAAUCGCGAUCUAGAAACGACCAACUCGCCGAUCAAUCUCGCAGCAUGGCGUCUAGCACCAGGUUUGCUCCCCUCCUCCUAGCGCUCGCCGUCCUCGCCGCGGCGGCGCUGGCCCCCUCGGCGUCGGCGGCGGCCGGGACGGAGUACUGCCGGGACACGCUGGGCGGCCUGCUGGCGUGCCACGCGUUCAUGUACGAGGGCGCGCCGGCGGCCUCGCCCGCCUGCUGCGACGCCUACAGCGCCGCCUUCAACGCCGACCCCUUCUGCCUCUGCUACAUCGCCAACGGUGUCUACGGCCGCUCCACCGGCUACGACGUCAACGUCACCCACGCCCUCGAGAUCCCCACCAGCUGCGGCCAGGUCCAGCCGCCCAUCCAGCUCUGCGACAUGCAAGGAGUGGUACUUCCUCCCUACGAGCCGGAGUCCGGACCCAAGGCUUCGUCGCCGGCGGCUCAGCCACCUUCAGCAGGAUCGGUAGAGCCACCACGGUCGUCUCCUGCGGCGCCGUCGUCGACUUCCCCGCCACCGCCACCACCAACAACAACAACAACCUCCGGCAGUGAUCAAUCUUCGGCGCAGAUGGCCCUCGUGCUCUUCACCGUUGCUGCCGGCAUGCUCGCGGCCGUGGCCUGAAGAUGGGAAUUGCAGCCGUGAUAAGCUAUGAUAUCAGGACUUGCAGAAUAUGAAUAUUAGCUGCAGAUUGAAACAUACAUGUUGUUCGCAACAUGUAAUUAUGUAAUAGACUAAAUAUAUAGGUUUUUUUUCUUUGGUUAAUCAAAUAGGUAGGAGUUAGAUGAGGCUUUGUUAAUUCUCAUCUACUCCCUCUAUAAGCUUUUAUAAGACGUUUUAGAUCACUAACCUAAAACGUCUUAUAAAAGUUGAGGAAUAGAUGAGAAUUAGCAAAUCCAUUGUUUUAUUA
This is a messenger RNA of Triticum aestivum (bread wheat), 981 nucleotides long. Its product is annotated as non-specific lipid transfer protein GPI-anchored 19. The record is from RefSeq and is a predicted model, not a curated record. The transcript has 3 exons. Bases 108 to 695 code for a protein of 195 amino acids. Lineage: Eukaryota; Viridiplantae; Streptophyta; Magnoliopsida; Poales; Poaceae.